AUGACCGACGAAUCUUCUGCAAGUAGCUCUGAUCGCACUUUUCCCGUUGAAGAUGAAGCAAGUGAUAUAUUCCAACAAGAAGAUAGUGAGCUCGAACGAAUUGAGAAAAUUGUUCUUUCCGAAGGUGAAAUAGACAAUGCGAGUAGAGACCUUUUUCAAAAAGAAAGGAUAACUUUCUAUCCCUACAAAGAAUUUGAGCAAAUCGAGAAGAUUGGAGAUGGCUCUUGUGGAAGUGUGUUCAAAGCAAUUUUAAAGAACACUGAGAGAACCGUGGUCAUUAGGUCGGUCCCUUUAUCUGAUGAGUUUAAACUUCAGGAUUUAGUCAACGAGGAUUCCCAAAACGUUCUUAUUCAUAGAGGUCACGUCCGAAUAAGCGAUCUCGGCAUAUCCAGACGAAUGGCGGAGUUUUCAAAUCUACUUGUAAAAUCCCUGGGUUCCUUUCAAUACAUGGAUCCUCAGGUCUUGGAAAUUCUUUUAUCAAUUGGGCAUAAAAAGAGUUCGGAUAUAUAUAGUUUGGGUGUACUUUUGUGGGAAAUUUCUAGUGGAAGGGUGCCAUUCGAGUCUGAAGAAAUGGAUAAUAACGACUUGAUAAAAGAAAUUGUAAAAGGCAGACGAGAAACAGUUGAGCCUGGAACUCCACGUGGAUACGUUAAAAUCUAUAGAGAAUGUUGGCAUUAUGAUGACGCGAAACGUCCGACUAUUGAACAAGUUCACUCGGCACUUAAUGAUAUCGACAUAGAUGAUGUAGUGAGCAACUAUGAAAUAUUAAUGUGUUCAUUAGACGAUCUGGUAAAAGAAGAAGAAUCCAGCAAAUCUAAAGAAGUUGAAGUUGAGAUACCUAUAUCAGAUAGUAAUGCUGAAUUUGGCGAAUCUUAUAAACCUGCCGAUUGUAUUGACAAUGUGGAGUCUACUGAAGAUGCAGAUUCGACGUCACAAUUUAGCACAGACAUUCAAAUUGAUUUGCCUCCCGUUGAGACAUUCGCUGAGAUAGAUCAUUACAUAAAGGGAUUAUUUCAAUUUUACGUCGACCAAUUCAAUAUGCAACAUCAUUCUAAGCAUGUUGCUCUUAAGGUUAAAAAAUAUAUGGAAGGAGACAAAAAAAAUCCCACGAAAGUAUUCGCGCAAGUUCUUCAACAUCCAAAUUUUUCUUACUUUACUAGUUUAGUGGGAUUUUUCUAUCGCCACGGAAUAGGCACUUUAGUUGAUUACGAGAUGGCAUUUGAGAUGUAUUCGAUGGCGGUCAACGAUGAGGAUUACGACAUACUCGAAGAAUCAGAAUCAUUUUCGACACUUGAGCUAUUUAAAAAAGAAAAUCAAACCAUUGGUCAGAUUUCUCUCGGUUUACUGUAUUACAACGGCUUGGAUGCCGAGGAUAUACUUCAGGAUAUCAUCGACAGAAUGAUUUGA
Molecule: messenger RNA, 1407 nt
Organism: Acaulospora morrowiae
Lineage: Eukaryota; Fungi; Glomeromycota; Glomeromycetes; Diversisporales; Acaulosporaceae
Source: the annotation of a GenBank genome assembly